UCUUUGUAGAUCUCUCUCUCUCCCUCUCUCUCUCUCUCUCCCUCUCUCUCUCUCUCUCUCUCUCCCUCUCUCUGUAAGAGAGUGUAAGUGUAAGAUGUUGCUGCUGCUGUGCUUCUCCUUACUGCUGCAGCAGGUCAGCAGUGCUCAGGCUGGGGGGAAGGUGAAGACCGUCUCUGUGCAGCAGGUCAGUGGAGCUGUGGGGAAGGUGAAGUCUGCAGGUCUGAAGUCAGUGAAGCCUGAUGCAGGAAACAUAGAGCUGGUUCUGCAUGGUGUUGGAGGUUCUGAGCGUGUGCAGUUCUGCACUUGGCCGUGUAAGUGCGGUCCGAGGCCGAGGUGCGCUCCGGGGGUCAGCGCCGUGCUGGACGGCUGCGGCUGCUGUAAGAGCUGCGCACGACAGAUCGGAGAAUCCUGCAACGAGCGUGACGUGUGUGAUCCACACAAGGGCAUGUACUGUGACUUCUCACGGGACAAACCACGCUUCCAGCUUGGGGUGUGUGCAUACAUGAUGGCAGUGGGUUGUGAUCUAAAUGGAGUUCACUAUGAGAAUGGUGAGGCGUUCCAGCCCUCUCCUCUGUAUAAGUGCACGUGUAUUGGCGGAGCUAUCGGAUGUAUGCCCGUGUUUAUCCACAAACCGGCGGCCAUGUUGGCGCCCGCACCCUUACAGAGCAACGUGGCGCCCGCUGGGUUACGGGCCAAAACACCACAGGACACGGCAUACAGGAGCAUGUCAGCUUACAGGGCUCCUCCUUUAGUGAAGACGAGUGGAUGUGUAGUUCAGACGACGCCCUGGUCUCCCUGCUCACGCUCCUGCGGCUUCGGGAUCUCCGUCCGCAUCUCCAACCACAACACCAAGUGUGACAUGACGAAAGAGCGCCGCCUGUGUCUGCUGCGCCCCUGCGACAAAAAGAGCCUGAAGAGCUUCAAGAUCCCAGUGGGGAAAUCCUGCAAGCCGGAGUUCCAGGCGAGGACGGCGGAGAAGUUGACUCUGUCAGGCUGCACGAGCAGCAGGAAGUACCGGCCACACUACUGCGGAGUGUGCACCGACAAACGCUGCUGCGUCCCAAAUCACUCCAAGGUGGUGAAGGUGGAGUUCAAGUGCACUGGAGGAGCCAGUGUGCUGUGGAACAUGCAGUGGAUCACUUCCUGUGUGUGUGAGAGGAAGUGCAACAACCCGGGAGACAUGUUCUCCCAGCUACACUUACUGUGACACACACACACACACACACAGAGUGUAGUUAACAUCACUCCUGCUGUAACACACUCGGCUGUUUGACUGUAAUAAACCAUGUUAAUAUGGCACUGUGUGUCUGUGAUUAGUUUCCCCACAGGAUGCAGCACUGCAGUGGUGACUGAUCUGACUCAGGAUCACUUUUCACUACCCUCAAUAGUAGUAGGAGU
Molecule: messenger RNA, 1398 nt
Organism: Hemibagrus wyckioides
Lineage: Eukaryota; Metazoa; Chordata; Actinopteri; Siluriformes; Bagridae
Gene: ccn6
Product: cellular communication network factor 6
Exons: 5
Coding region: 95-1207 (370 amino acids)
Biological process (GO): cell adhesion; signal transduction
Cellular component (GO): extracellular region; extracellular matrix
Molecular function (GO): integrin binding; heparin binding
Source: RefSeq, a predicted model, not a curated record